AUGGCCGAGAUGGAGCGUCCAGAGGAGGCGGCCCGGCUCUGGCGAGACGCCGCCCUGCGCGCCAGGAAGCUGCAGAGCAACCUCCAGCAAUUGGAGCUAGAGCUGGGCUCCCGGGGAGAGAGCGGCCCGGAGGCACCGCCGAAGCUGAAAUCCUCGCAGCAGCAGCAGCAGCAACAACCGCCGCCGCCGCCCUCCCCCCUGGAGGCAUUGAACCUGAGCGGGCGCGGCCUGGAUGAGUUGCCGGAGGGCUUGUGCGCUGCCGUGGGCAGCAGCCUGAGCGUCCUCUCGUUGCGGAGGAACCGACUAGCUCAUCUGCCCUCGGCCGCCGCCCUUCGGCACCUGGGCCGCUUGGCCGAACUCGACCUCAGCCACAACCGGUUGCGCUGCCUGCGCGACGACGGCCAGGCGCUGGUGCUCCUGCGCGGGCUCCGUAAACUCAACCUCAGCCACAACCAGCUCGGAGCCGAAGGGACGCUGCCCAGCGGGUUGGGCGAACUGCGACAGCUGGAGGAGCUGGAUCUGAGUUUCAACCGCCUUAGCCACCUGCCGGCCGAGGCCCUGGCCCACCUUCGACAGCUCCGCACCCUGGACGUGGACCACAAUCAGCUUUCUGCCUUCCCUCAAGCCCUGCUGGAGCUGGACGCUCUGGAAGAGCUGGAUUGCUCUGGCAACCGACUCUUACAAUCUCUUCCGGAGGGCAUCACAUCUCUUCGGCACCUGAAAAUCCUGUGGCUCAGUGGCACUGGCUUGACGGCCUUGCCCGAGGGCUUGUGCCAGCUGGGUACCCUUGAGAGUCUCAUGUUGGAUGGGAACCGCCUGAGUGUCCUGCCUGCUGGUUUUGGCAGCCUGCAGCGUCUCAAAAUGCUGAACCUCUCAUCCAACUUGCUGGCUGAUUUCCCGGCAGCUGUGCUGGCCCUUCCUGGCUUGGAGGAGCUCUACCUCAGUCGCAACCAGCUUACCCUGUUGCCCGCUGGACUUUGCCAGCUUUGCCAACUCCGCACGCUUUGGCUGGACAACAAUCGCAUCCGCUACCUGCCUGAUUCCAUAGUCAAGCUUCAUCAGCUGGAGGAACUGGUACUUCAGGGAAAUCAGAUUGCCAUCCUUCCAGAGGGGUUUGGCCAACUCAGUCGUGUGAGUCUCUGGAAAAUCAAAGACAACCCCUUGAUCCAGCCCCCCUACGAGGUCUGUAUGAAGGGCAUCCCUUACAUAGCUGCCUACCAGAAGGAAUUGGCUCACUCUCAGCCUGCCCUUAAGCCCCGUCUCAAACUAGUCCUCAUGGGCCUGAAAAAUGCAGGCAAAACUCUGCUUAGAAAGUGCCUCAUGGAGGAAGAGGAAGAGGAGCAGGCAGAGUCACCUUUCGGUUCGGCUAACAAGAAUUUUGAAAGAACCGAAAGCAGGGGGUGCUUCAUACAACCCCUGAGAGACCUGCCCCAACCUCUGUCUCCAAAAGCACAGCCAAACCAUUGUCCCAUUGUGGAACAGCCCGAGGCUUCCCCUUUGUCUGUCUCACCUCUAAAAUGUUCCUGUUUAGGAUAUAACUCCACUGAGAAGAGGGAUGUGUUCAGUCAGUCCCCCAAAGUUAUUGGUCAGACCCAGACAGGAGGCUCUGCUGCUGAGCAGCAGGAUGAUAUCCCAUUGUCCCCAUCAAUUAAAAUACAUAGAGAAACCUGCUUGGGGAAUUAUCCCCUGAGGCCUCCAGGCUUACAUGUAACAGGGUUGCCAGGCAGCAGCAAAGGUAUUGAAGUGGUAGACUGGACAGCAGAUGUAGAGAGAAGUCUAACCUUCAUUGUAUAUGAGCUGGCAGGAGACCCAAGUUAUGAUGUGAUCCAGCCGUUCUUCCUCUCUCCUGGAGCCCUCUAUGUGUUGGUAGUAAAUCUGAGUACUUACAUGCCACAGUGUUUUUAUCCUUCUGUGGGACAUUUUCUUCACUGGCUGGGGGCAAAGGUGCCUCAUGCUGUGGUAUGUAUGGUGGGCACCCAUGCAGACCUGUGUCCUGAACGGGAGGUGGAGGAGAAAUGUUUAGACAUCCACCGCCAGAUUGCCUGGCAGGAGAAAUGUGACUAUGAAGGCCUCCAGAUUUUGGCCCGGCAGGUGGAUGAAGCUCUGGGGCAGGAUUUUGAUUUGCGCUGCUCUAGCCCCCAUGUUGCUUUCUAUGGGGUAUCAGACAAGAAUCUACGGCGCAAGAAAGCUCAGUUCCAAUAUCUGCUCAAUCACCGUCCACAAAUCCUCUCCCCAGUUUUACCUAUAAGCUGCUGGGAUUGUGUUCAGGUCCGCCGAUUGCGAGAGAAGCUCCUUUCCGUGGCAGAGCACAGAGACAUCUUUCCAAAUUUGCACCGGGUUCUGCCAAGAUCCUGGCAGGUGCUGGAGGAGCUGCACUUCCAACCCCAAGCUCAACAGCUAUGGCUAAGCUGGUGGGACUCUGCUCGACUUGGCCUGCAGGCAGGGCUGACUGAGGAUCGUCUCCAAAGUGCACUUUCCUACUUGCAUGAGAGUGGCAAACUGCUGUAUUUUGAGGAGCACCAGACCCUGCGAGAAUAUGUUUUCCACAAUCUGCCCAGGCUCAUCGACAUUCUCAAUGUCUUCUGCCAGCAUGAUGCCUCAGUAUUGCUCCAGAAACUGCUCAGCAGCACCCAUAUGGAUGAGAUGAAGGCCACACAGCUCCACCACUAUGUGGAAGGAUUUCUGCUUCAUGGCCUUCUCCCUGCCCAUGUUAUUCAUCUGCUUCUCAAGCCCCACAUCCAAAGCAGAGAGGACUUGCAGCUUCUGCUGGAAUUGUUAGAAAAAAUGGGACUCUGUUACGGGGUUAACAAGGCCAAAUCAAAACCCUUGAAUGGAGCUACAGCAUGGUACAAGUUCCCCUGCUAUGUGAAGAACGAGAUGCCUCAUGCAGAGGCAUGGAUCAAUGGUACUACCCUGGGUGGGCAGUCUUUUGGGGCAGAACAGCUGCAGAUUGAGUACAACUUUCCCUUUAUUUUUCCCCCUGGAUUGUUUGCUCGCUACAGUGUGCAGAUUAACAGCCAUGUGGUUCAGCGGUCAGAUGGAAAGUAUCAGAUCUAUGCGUACAGGGGGAAAGUGCCGGUAGUUAUAAGUUACAGGCCUGCCAAAGGCACCCAACAACCAGAUACACUGUCUAUUGCUAGCCAUGCAUCUCUACCAAAUAUAUGGACAGCUUGGCAAGCCAUAACCCCAUUGGUGGAAGAACUAAAUGUACUGCUUCAAGAAUGGCCAGGCUUAUACUAUAGUGUGCAUGUCCUCUGUUCCAAGUGCCUUAAAAGAGGGUCGCCCCACCCACAUACCUUUCCAGGAGAAUUGCUAAGUCAGCCCAGGCCAGAGGGAGUAACUGAGAUCAUCUGUCCGAAGAAUGGUAACGAGCGAGUGAAUGUGGCUUUGGUUUAUCCCCCUACUCCAACAGUGAUCAGCCCUUGUUCCAAGUGACUGCUGGAAGUCGCCUGCCUUGGCCCCUAUUAUAAGGACACAUCAAAUGCCCCUUAAACCCUUGCUAAGCAUUUUUGGAGAUGUACCACCCAGAGAUGGAUCUAAUUAUUUAUGGGGCCUGAAUAUCACAACUUGGGAAAUAAAGAUUAAUGAGAGCAGGUGAGCUGAAGGCUGUGCAUUGGGGUGGACACAAAUCUGCAAUCUACAUGAAUUGAUCCUUUUCACCGAUUGGGGUUGGACUGAUAUGUUCAGAAGAAACAGAAAGCAUCAUCAUCCUGAUCUACUGUUGAAUCUGAUUACCCUGCAGUAUGAAGGCUCUCACAAGAACCAAGACCAUUGUUCGCUGAGAACACUAUUGACCUGUGUUUUGCACUUGUUUGGACUCACGAAUGUAAGCUUUUUCUCAAUGUAUGUACCAUUAGAUGUACCUGAAGAAAUAUCUAAUGAAAAGGAAUUGUUGUUAACUUUGGUGGUUUCUGUGCAGGUAGGUGUUGAAUUUAUCACUGGCAGCUUCAGUUGGCCCCUCCAGCAGGCAAGAAGUCUAGCAUCUAUUCACUUCUUCCAUGGUCUUUAGAAGCCAAGACAGACUGUCAGAAUGGUGCUUGGGGAGUUCUAUUAUGUCUGUGGGAUACCUUUUUAGUUCUCCUGUGUGUUUCACCCCAAUUAUACUGUCUAUUAAAUCAUAGCGCUAGCUGUUACUUGUGCACAAGGAUAGCAGUGCAGCAAGAGAUAUAGGAAGCUUAAAUAUGUACACAUGUACACAUGUUCCUCAGUUACUGUCUGAGAUAUCACAGAGAUAAUCUUGGGCAGAAUUAUAUAAAUUUAAUGGAGCCAAAUUUAUUAAAUACCAACAAUCUUCCUUUUCACCCACAAGUACAGUCAUCAUGAUGACAUAAAUGGUCUGAAUGAUCCUUAUAUAAAUUCACUACAUCACAGAAUUUUCACUGAAGAAAAAAACUUCUUGGAUAAAUUGUUAUCAGGAAGUUCAAGUCAGAUUUUGGAGUUUACCCAGCCUUAGUUAAGUGCUACUAGCUGAGUUCCUUUGGCCUGAACCAAAACAGCUAGGUUUAUUUUCAUAUAACUACAGCCAAAUAACCUAAUGUAGCCUUGCAAAUAAAUUUGCAAAAGGUAAACAUCUGCAAAAUUGUUCCUGUUGCUUUCACAGAAACAGCCUAAAAAGGAAGAAGUGGGAAAAGAGAGAAUGCACUCUUUUUUUUUUUUCUUUUCAGUUUAUAAAAAACAUCUCACUGUUUGGCCAUCAACGGGCUUGCUCCCUACAUAGAUAGUUUAGCAGAGUGGAGAAGUUUGAAGCCUGAAUGUGCAGGCUAGCUAUUUGUGAAGGCAAACAUAACAUGGUAGCCUCAUAUAUAACUUCAUAUAUAGUCUCCCAAACCUCUUCUUACUUGCCAUGUUCUUUUAAGAUGUGGUAACUUAGAAAUGAAAAGUAGGUGAACUCCUCCAAUCUCACUGAUUUUCAUCUGAACUUUCCCUCAUUAUCAACCAUUGAAAAAUUCUAGUGUACAGUCAUGGGUCUUGUCCUAUUCUGCUGGUUAGAGAUUAGUACUUUGAAACAAAAGAUGCACCUGAUGGCACAAUAUUUUCUUCAUCGUUCCUAACUUGUACUGAAGAAAAUUAGUAUGCCACAAGAUACUCUUAUGUAUUCAGGUAUCUUUAAUUUGUACGUCUACUUUUCCCAGGUUUAUUACAUCUUGUCUUCAGCUCAGUCUGUUUCUGCUAGUGUUGCAAUUCCUUUUGGAUUGGUUGGAAAUUAAUUUGAAAUCUGAUUCCACCUACUUGCCAUCCUCAAUAUGGGAUGGCAGGAAAAGCAGAGUAAAGUCUAGUAUGCCAAAAUUAUAACAUUGCAGAAUCUGGGAUUAGCUUUAUAUCGAUUAUAAAUUCUAAAUGCUCUUUAAGUCCCUUUCAGGAAAGGCCCAUUUGUUGUGAGCAGCUCUUUUUGGAAAUGUUCUUCCUUUCCCUCCCUCCCUCCCUUCCCAUUUUUUAUUUUUUCAGUUUCUUGGAUUUGGUCUGGCAUUUCCUGCAAAAGGACUGGCAAUUAAGGAGACAUUCUUUCUUUUGCUCAUUUGGCUCUUUUCCUUUGUUUAGAACAUCCAUCUGUCCAUGGUCAAUUUUUUUAGGAGCUUGCUUGAAUUAGCCUUAAUAUUAGCUCAGCUCUUAAAAGGUUGCUGAGCUAUGUGAAAAUCCAGGAAAUGCCGGUCACUGAGAUAGCAUCCAGCCUAAUUCUCACAUAUUAUCUGCUUCCUUUCAUUUUUAUUUAAUUUUAGAAUUCAUUUUGCCAGCAGCAAGUAAAAUUGUACAGCAGGUUAGACUGCUGCACUGAGUUUAAAAUAAGAAAUAAUUAACAUUAUUCUCCCCUCCCGUUUAGCUGGAGUCACACUCAAGUUGGCAACUGGCACCAUCACAGAAGCAAAAUAAAUUUAAAAAGACUUUUCCCUCUGCAUACUUGUUCACAAAUUCUUACUUAGGAUUAUAGUGAUGCACUAAUGUGGUGGUCUAGUUGGAAGCAUCCUAAAAAAGCAGUUACAAAACUCAAACAGAAGAGGUCAUCCAAAAUAAUAUUCAUUCCCUCAUUCUAGAUAUCAAAUGAAUAUCAGGUUGAUUUCCCAAUAAAAGAUUUAAGGAAUAGCCAAGAAAAUUCUGACCUAGAUGUAUUUAUGAAAAAGUUGACCUGUUUCAGUAAUACAAAAUCAAUCAUAGAAGUGAAUUGAUGUUAGAGAAGGCUUGUUAGUUGAAACAAGAGAUUAAAUUGCUAAUUAUUGGCCACACUGAAAUCGGUGCCACUUAAUUGGCAGGCCCAAACAUUUAACUUGAUUUGUUUUCCUCAAAUGAUUGGAUAUGUUUGUUUUUCCAACAAUUAAAUAUCCACAUAAUGAUUACACUGGGUUUGAGGCAUACAUGAAGAAUACUAUUAUUCUUCAUACUGCAUAUCCAAUUUUAAAAAGUUCCAAGUCCAUUCCAGUUAUUAAAUAAAUAAGCACUAACAAAUCAUCAGAACAGUAGCUGCCUGUUUGACAAUUUUGAUUAGUAGGACAGAGUCCAUGUUUAUAAACAACAGGCAUGAAAGUUCUCGGUAUUUUUAACUGUAAGCAAAAAAUCAUUUCAAGGUGUAUAUGACAUUCACUUACUUUAACCUAGAUAUACAGUUUGUAUCUGGCAAACAAGGUAAAUCUUAUUUAAACAAGGAGAAAAAGCUAUUGAGCUUUUCUUUCUACUGUCCCAUCAUCAAACUGAUGUAUUGCCCCUGCUCAUUAUCGCAGCUAUUAUAUUGAAAUAAUAUGCAUAUUGGGAUAAUAAGAAUAUUGGACACUGAUUGUUAGUUUUUGAAAGGAGGUUUGAGUUCAGGGCAGAAGAUCACAUGCUGCAAGUAUCUUAAGACUCUAAAACUGUCCCAUUUAUUUUCCCUUCCUUCCCCACCAACCCUGAAAAGUUUGGCUUGAUUCUCAUUCUGAUGUUGUUUGAGGAUUAUCUGAAAGGAAAUAUAAUUGUCAUAUUUAUUUUUGUUGCUAGAUUAUCCAGUUUGUUUCAGUUUCCUCUUACCAAUUGAUAAGUGGACAGGCCACCUGGAUUGAUUGGUGGGGGGGGGGGGGAUAGAUUUCCUACUAACCUGUAGCCACUAUCUAAACAUUUGCAGAGUGCCAAGUUGGAAAUGGCUCUUUUAACACUGAAUAGAGUAAAAAGGGGGAGAUUUUGUGCUGGCAUCUGAGACUCUUUCCCUUUCUUCUAUUAUGAUACCUGUCUACCACAUCUGCUGGCUGAUGGUUAAGAUUAGCAUGGCAUCUCUCUAAAAAAUCAUCAGGCCAGAGGUAGAUAUAACAUAUUGUCUCUUAAAAGUUGAAAAUACUACAGUAUACUGAAGAACUACUAAGUCCAGAGUUUCCCAGCCUUCUGGGAGUUGAGGUCCACCCAUCUUAAAGUUGCCAUGGUCAAGAAACAAUGACUUAGCCAAAUACUGAAAUGAGCAAAAAAGGAGAAUUGUAGGAAAUGGCAGAAGGCGAGUGAAUAUAUAAAAGAGCUUUCAUUUAUUUAAUCAUUGUGUACCCCAUCUUAAAUCGUCAAGGGGAGUAACAAAACUAAAUAAUAGAGUUGGUCUUUGCCUUGGCAUCACCCAAGAACCAGAUCAAAAUAGGGUAACUUGGAGUGGGUUUAUUUAAGUUGCUUGAGUCAGGACAGAUGUGUUCGACUUGCUUCCUAUACCUCAAUUCCUGCUACGGAUUGUUUUAUAAAAUGGAGGAUAGUUCACUGAAUGUUGUAUAGCACAUCUUAAAAAAGUAAAAAUCUUUCUCAAGCAAAGUGAAAUUUAGAAGUAUUAUUCUCAUCAUAGCUUGGUGGGGAUAAGUCAUUCUGCAUUCAGGAAUGAACAGGUCCAUCUUCAAACCAGAGACCUUGAGAUUGGUCAUCUCGACCACAGCUCUUUGGACAGGAGGAAAGAAAAUGGGCUGAUACAUAUCCUGUAGCUGCAAUCAAUCAAUAUUUUUCAGUGCUGUGCGUGGCAAUGCUUCUUGUGAAUAAUUAACUGAUUAUGAUUUUUUACAAACCUCUCACAGUCUUCCAUCAAUUUAUUUGUCGUCCUAUUCCUUUUCUCAAACCUUCAGCUUGCUUUCAGAAUAUGUUUCCAGUUCUCUUUUUGUGUAAAAGCAAUGUUCAAUUAUACUAGGGUGUUUUUGUUUUUUGUUAUUUACUACGGUAUUAGUUGUAAUUUUAUAAUUGCCUAAAUGACUGGAAAUAAUGUAUUUUUCUGGCAUUGGAAAAGAGUAUCCAUAGUUGAUUGACUUGUUUCACUUGCUCUGUCAAGAAGAGGUAGUUUUUCUUUGCAUUUCCUUAAGGAGAAGGAGAGCAACUUUGUGAAAUGUUUCCAGACCUACCUACUCUGGUGUACAGCAAAAACAGCUCCUUUUUUCCUCUUUUAUCUUCUGCUAUGAGAAAAACCCAGGUAGUCUUACAAUUUUCAUAAAUGCUUCUGGAGAGCAUUCUGACAAAUAGGGCAACCAACUCUUGAGUUCUAUCCCUGGAUAAGUGCUUUCUCCAGGAUGUGCAAUCACUCAAGCAGGUCCACCUGUAUGUUUACUUCAUGAUUUGGCUGUGACACAAAUAGCAGAUAUUAGUUGCACAGCUUGAGAUGAUAGGAUCAUUAAUUUUGGAAGUGAACAAAGGGACCCUUGGAUCAAAGGUGACGUUUCUGGGAAGGAGAGCUGCUGUUUCUGGCUCUACCAGUGAUACGUGCAUUAGAUUUUCACCCUUUGCAAGUGCUCUUCUCAACUUGCUUAUUCUCAUGCUUUCUGCUUUCCAGGACUUCAAGGCUGUUUCUCUGAGAAGCUAUUUCUCAAAGCUCUACUCGUGGCAUCUGCAAUCUUGGACAGGAAAAGGUAGAAAAUGGUAUUUUGCCAGGUUGUAAACAGCCCUCAGCAGAGUGUUAACUAAAGGCUACUUGAAGUGCACACCAAACUAAUAUCCACAUGUUUCUCAGGAUCCCAAAUGUCUAGGCAAGAGUGUGCUUGUUUCACAGUGCUAAUUUGGAUGCAGAGAUCUGAGGGGAGCUGUCACCCUCGGAGAAUUAAUCUCCCCCCUUCCCCACUUCCAAUAUGGAAAAUGGAGAACUUUUAAAUGAAAGAUUCAUGGUAUACUUUCAGAGGAAAUGGGAAGCUAUUUUGAGAUGCAGAUUUACUGCUGCUUGCUAAACCCCCUCCCCUUUACAAAACCGUUACCCCAUUUUUCUUUCUCUCUUACUCUGACAAAACAAUCAACCAAUCCCUGGAUGAUUCCGAAGUCAGAUAAUCCUUUCCCUCAUAUCUUCUGCCAUGAUCAUCUUUCAUCGGGGUCACGAAAGUUUAUUGUCAACAAAGAUCAACCCUUCAUUGUUGAGCACUAUGACAAAUCUCUACACCCCAUUUUGCAGGCUUCAAAAUGCCACUGGCAGAUGCCAUUAUGUGUCUCUUACUUGGGGAACAAUAAUCAAAAAGGAAACGGUAACAUAGAAAGUAUCUUGAUAUAAAGUGAACUUAUAUUAAAUAGGUCUCAGCUACCUUUGCAUGGUCCGAAUGGCUUGUCUAGUAUAAAUAUAUGAAAAUGCCAGUUGGGCAAGACUUCAUCAAUGACUGGAAUACAGACUAAACACAUGAAUUAAAAUGUUCCCUGCACUUUAUAUAAAGGGGAUUACUACUGUGAUUAUUGCCAGUCUUUAACAAGAAGAUCCAUUGUUGGGAGAUCAGACACCAUGAAUGCUUGGGUAUUACACAUAAACAUUCACAGGAGAAACACCUAUAGAUGCUUCAGGUUAUCAGUCAUCUACUUUCUAUUUAAACCACACAGCUAGUUGGAAAAGGUUGUGAGGAUACUAUUAAAUAUUUAUAGAAUCCAAAAAGAAUGGGGAAAGAGAUCCUGGAUUAUGGGAUAUACUCUACUGCUCCCACAUUGGAGCACUAAAAUUGAUUCUACAAUGUCUCCAACAAGGAGACUGGUAUCCAUGGACUUUUAGAAGACAUACAGGUAGUCUUUGGCUUGCAACCAUUCAUUUACUGACUAUUCAAAGUUACAAUGGCACUGAAAAAAAAAGUGACUUAGGACCACUUCCCACACUUACAACUGUUGCAGCAUCCUGGUUGCACAAUCAAAAUUCAGGCACUUGGUAACUGGUAUGUAUUUAUGAUGGUUCCAUUAUCCUAGGGUCAUCAUUAUCCUUGGUCGCCAUUUGCGACCUUCCCAGCCACUUCUGACAAGCAAUGUCAAUGGGGGAAGCUAGAUUCAUUUUAAUGAGCACGAUUCACUUAAUAACUUCAGUGAUUCAUUUAACAAGCCUAGCAAAAAUUGUCAAGUGGAGCACAAGUCACUUAACUAUGUAAGUCAUAAGUCGAGGACUACUUGUAUUUAUUACAUACUAUUAAUCCAUCCCAUUGAAGAUUCCUCCAAUUUGAGUGUUUGGUACAGUGCUUCUAGAAUAUUGCCCUUCCCUUCAUGCUACUAUCAGUCAUGGCGGGGAUGGGGGUGUCCAAUUUGAUGGCACGUUUUCAACAUCAUAGUACAUUGUGAACUCCAGAGUGUUUUUUCUCUUACUUCCCAGACAUGAAUAAAACCCUGCCCUGCCUGCUAAAAUGAGUAAGAUAAAUGCUAGCUAGGAUUCAUUCAUUGUAGAAAGAAGGCCUUCAAAUAAAAUUCAAUGUUCGAUAUUGCA
Pantherophis guttatus is the source of this 10618-nucleotide messenger RNA. It is a transcript of the gene MFHAS1, whose product is annotated as multifunctional ROCO family signaling regulator 1. The record is from RefSeq and is a predicted model, not a curated record. Gene Ontology annotation, molecular function: protein binding. NCBI's taxonomy places the organism in Eukaryota, Metazoa, Chordata, Lepidosauria, Squamata, Colubridae. Gene Ontology annotation, cellular component: cytoplasm.